GCGCCCCCGGGUCCCCGGACUUCCUCGCGGACCUUCCUGCCUUUCUUCCCUCGGGCGUGCGCGGGGCGCGCCCACCCGGGACGCGGCGCCAUGAACAGGCGCGAGGAGGGCUGAGCGCGCAGCGGAGAGGCCAGGGUCCCUUGGCUCGGCCCGCGCCCCGUCUCCCCGGGGUGGGGCAGGGUGGGGGUGGGCCGAGGCGUGGACUCGGGAAGCCAACCGGCCCCGGGAAUAAAAGGGCGCGGGCUCGCCGUGCCGCGCUGGGAAGCCGUGCUGCCUCGCCCCCGGCCCGGGAAGCGCAUGAUGGCCCCGGAGGACCCCCGGCGGUGACUCGCGCGCCCCGGCCCCGUGGAUGCCCCGGGCGCCACGCUGCCGUGCGCCGCGGCUUCGGAAGGACAGGUGUCCAGCGACAGCGCCCCCGACAAGAUGCCCACGUGGACACCCUGGCGGGCCCUGUCCGUGGUGCUGAUUCUGCUCUGGGGACACCCACGACCUGCGCUCGCCUGUCCGCACCCUUGCGCCUGCUACGUUCCCAGCGAGGUCCACUGCACGUUUCGCUCCUUGGCUUCUGUGCCUGCUGGGAUUUCUAAACAUGUGGAAAGAAUCAAUCUGGGGUUCAACAGUAUACAGGCUCUGUCAGAAACCUCGUUCGCCGGACUGACGAAGUUGGAGCUUCUGAUGGUCCACGGCAACGACAUUCCCCGCAUCCCUGAUGGGGCUUUGAGAGACCUCAGCUCUCUACAGGUUUUCAAGUUCAGCUAUAACAAGCUGCGUGUGAUCACAGGACAGACCCUGCAGGGGCUCUGGAACCUACUGAGGCUGCACAUGGACCACAACAAGAUAGAGUUCAUCCACCCCCAGGCUUUCCACGGCCUGACGGCCCUCCGGCUCCUCCAUUUGGAAGGCAACAUGCUUCACCAGCUGCACCCCAGCACGUUCUCCACAUUCACGUUUCUGGAUUAUUUCAGACUGUCCACCCUAAGGCACCUCUACUUAGCAGAGAACAUGAUAAGAACGCUCCCCACGGGUAUGCUUCAGAACAUGCCGCUACUGGAGAACCUUUACCUGCACGGGAACCCAUGGUCCUGUGACUGUGACAUGGCAUGGUUUCUGGAAUGGGACGCAAAAUCCAAAGGGGUUCUGAAGUGUAAGAAGGACAAAGCCUAUGAAGGGGGUCAGCUGUGCGCCCUGUGCUCCAGUCCCAAGAAGUUGUACAAACAAGAGAUUCACAAGCUGAGGAACGUCACCUGUGUCAAGCCUUCCAUAGAGUCUCCUCUGAGACAGAACAAGAGCAGGGGGAACGAAGAGGACCAGGAACGUGAGGAGGACGAUGCCAGCCUGCUCUCUCCGGAGGGAUUCCAGUCCGCCCCCUGGAACAUGUCUUUGAAUAUGACAGACGAGCAUGGAAACGCGGUGGACUUGGCUUGCACCAUCAAGAAGCCGAGGGAUGUGUACAAAAUUCACUUGAAUCAAACGGAUCCUCCACAGAUUGAUAUCAAUGCAACAAUCGCCUUGAACUUGGACUGUCCAAUGACUCGAGAAAACUAUGAAAAGCUGUGGAAACUGAUUGCGUAUUACAGCGAGGUGCCUGUUAGGCUGCGCCGAGAACACGCGGUCGGCAAAGACCCCCACGUCGGCUACCAGUACAGGCAAGAUCCUGACCAUGAUGCUCUGUACUACACAGGCGUCAGAGCCCGUGUUCUCACCCAGCCAGGAUGGGUCAUGCAGCCGACCAUAGAUAUCCAACUGGACCGGCGUCAGAGCACCCCCAAAAACGUGCUACUCUCCUACCACUCCCAGUAUUGCCUGUCAAUGCCCACCGAAGAUGCCCAGCGGUCUCGGAGCAGAAGCUGGGUGAUGAUCGAGCCAGGUGAAGCUGUGAAGAGGGCUCAGACUGUCUUGGAAGGGAGCCCAUGCCAUCUGAGCUGCAACGUGAGGGCUUCUGAGAGUCCAUCCAUCUUCUGGGUGCUCCCAGGCGGCUCUGUCUUAAAAGCACCCAUGGAAGACCAGGAAGGCAAGUUCUCCAUCCUCACUAGCGGCUGGCUGAGGAUCAAAUCGACAGAGCAGGCGGAUUCGGGUUUGUAUCAGUGCAUCGCUCAGGUGAGGGAUGAAAUGGACCGAAUGGCGUACAGGGUCCUGGUGCAGCCACCCGCCACUCAACCACCUGAAAGGCACACAGUGACGAUUCGUAAGAACCCAGGCGACUCUGUGAUGUUGCCUUGCGAUGCCCUGGCCAUCCCCGAAGCCCAGCUGAGCUGGAUUCUUCCAAAUAACAGGAUAAUUAAUGAUCUGGCCAACAUAUCGCAUGCAUACAUGUUGGCCAAUGGAACGCUUUCCAUCCCAAAGGUCCAAGUCAGUGACAGCGGUUACUAUCGAUGUGUGGCCGUCAACCAGCAAGGGGAAGAUCAUUUUACCGUGGAGGUCGCAGUGAGCAAGAAAGGAUCUGGCAGGUCAUCAAAAAGAGGCAGACACUCGGGUGGGAAGACUCUUUCCAGAGCCAAAGAAGAUGUCGCGGAGGAUGACGGGGGCUCAGGCAUAGGAGGUGAAGACACUUCCAGGACAGCUCUGCAUCCAAAGGACCAAGAGGUGUUCGUCAAAACGAAGGGCGAUGCCGUCACGAAGAAAACCAAGACGGGGCGAAGAAAACUGAAACCGUGGAAGGGUUCUGAGAAAGAGCCAGAGACAAACAUCGCAGAGGGUCGCAGAGUGUUUGAGUCCCGAAGAAGGAUCAAUAUGGCAAACAAACAGAUUAAUCCCGAGCGCUGGGCAGAUAUUUUAGCCAGAGUACGUGGGAAAAAUGUCCCCAAGGCCACAGAAGUGCCGCAGGUCAUUGAAACCACCACUCCCUCCUCAGGGGGGCUUCAAGGGAGACCCCUGCUGCCUGCUGACCCUCCCCCAUCAAUAUCACCUGUGCAGACCACCACCAGUGCCGACGAAUCCUCAGCAGAUAUGUCCCUAUUCGCUGAGGAUGACCACGCUUCCAGUGCUGUGUCCGCAAUCAGGUUGGAUCCUGAACACGGUCAUAGUGGGGUGAUGCUUGCUGAACCCAAAGGGAUGAACACACCUCGGGAAGAAUUUAUUGAGGGUGAGUUUUCUGAGAAGACCCAGGAUGCAACGCCCACUGAUGUUGACUCAACACGGGCUAAGGCCACUACCCGGACAUCUGUGCCCUAUGAAUAUUCUACCGUAUGGACCCUAGACACAGUCUACAAAGAGCCGAUGAAUGAACACACAGCCCCCAAGGGCUGGUCUACAGUAGAUGCUGAAUCCAUGCCAGAGCCUACAUCAAAGGGGUAUGGGUCUCCACUGGCUGCCUCUGAGGCAGUGCCAUAUUCCUACCCAGAGGUGCAGACUCAUCCACAAGGCAAAGAAGAUAAAAUGCAAGAAGUGACUUCCACACACUUGCCUCUCACCUCCAUUCUGUGGGUAUAUGACUCCAGGACAUCUGAGCCACAUGGAGACCCCACUUUCAGAGAGCCAGAGGUCCCCACAAAAGCACACGCACAAGGUGAAAUAGAGCACACCCAGCUUGCCAAUGGUGGUUUCAGCACUCAAGGCAACCUGUUGGUGCAAGCGGGCACAGAUGAGGAUUCUCAGAUGCUACAGGAAGGAGACAUGCUGGCAAGAGACGCCACAGAGUCCAGACGUCCAGAGAGUCAGGGGACGGACGCGGAAUCCACCACUGUGCUUGACUCUGCCCUGCGAGCGGUGAAUACCGUCACCCCCAUUCAGCGACCCUGGGAAUCCACCCCUGGCACCUUCCUGGACAAGGAUGCCACCACAGAAGCAGUGACGAUGGCAACUCAAAAGGCCGCUUCUGUUUCGGGGCCGACCGCACCCCCUCCUCGGAAGAGACCCAACGGCAGGAAGAGGUUGCGCCCCCACAGAUUCCGACACCGCCAUAAAGAAGCCCCACUCACCACUUUGGCCCCAUCGGACAAUUUUUCUACUCCAUUAUCACAAGUACCUGAAGCACAGACUGCACACCAAGGGGAGGGUUCGCUGGUUCCUGCAUCUUGGGUCCACAGCACAGUCGGGUUCCCCAAACAGUUGGAAAGGGUCAAGCAGGCAGAGCUGGUAACCAAGGGAACCCCACGAAGGAAGCACAGGAAGAGGCCAAAUAAACAUCACUUUAUGCCUUCUCCAGGGAGCUCUCCUGCUUCCGCACCUAAGCCCAGCUUUUACGGACAGGAAAGUGUUAUUCCUCCUAGUUCAGAAACUGUACGUUUAUCGACACCCAUUCCUCUGAGGACUGGGGACCCACGUGAGACAACCAGAGUGGAAGAGGAUAUGCCAACCUCUGCAAACAUACAUCUAUCUCCCUAUGAGCUCCAAGACACAACGCCAGUGACACAGAAGCCUGUAUCUGAAGAGAAGGAAACCAAGAAAUACGACAUGACAAGCAUCAAUGAUUACAAAACCGAUGCUUCAGCCCCUGGCGACUCAGACAUUAACGCUGCAUCCCCUUCUGGCUCUGAAGUGUCCACGGUGGGAAAAUUUAAGGAGGAAUCAGCUUCUUCUGGCUUUGCAGGAGCUCCGAGCUGGAAUGUCUCAAAGGCAGCCGCAUGGGGGAAGUUGCAGACAGACACACCUGGCACCGCGUCUUUGCAAACCCUUAUAGACUCACCGUUUUUAUGGACUGAGUCGCCGGAUCCGGAUUUUCCCUCCGAGUUUUCACCUGUUGUAGCCUCGACGUUAUUUCCGCAGGAAGAAGGUGUAGCUUCUACUACUGUGCUGAGUGUAAAAGUAGAGUCGCCUCCGAGUCAGGUGGAAACCACCGUGAGGGGUCAGGGACAUCAUGAGAUCACCCCAGGUGCCCCAGGGCCCCAGAAUCAUGUCCCUAUUCCUGCCUCCUCCGAGGGGCCAGUGACUGAAUUCCUUCCCACGGCUCCUGUGACUUUAGCACAAACCGCCACACCGCCCAUCUCUCUUAUUUCAAGGGCAUCUUCCACGUGGGCAUAUUCCAAGGAAAAUGUCUUCUACAAGUACGUGGGGACGUCAGAAACCAAAACACCCCUGGAGACUCACGAACCGACUCAAAGUGUGUUGAGGCCAAAUGAAUUAUCCACUCCCUUGCCCAACCACGGCGAAUUUAACUUCACUGCAAAGCAGGAGUUGGGACGGGAAGCAUUGGAUGCAAGGACCAAAAACAGUCUUGCACGUGACCCAGAGAGUCACCCCCACCAGGAUGGGAGGCUCCAAGUGCUUCCUUCUCCAGGCAGACUUCCUGCCAGACCCAUCCCAGCGUCCGUGGCCACACAAAGCUCCGUUAGACAUCUUGCAACUUCCCAGCCCCCUCCUCCCUUGACCAACAAACCAGAAGUAACUGCAUAUCCUUCAAGGGUCUUGCCAGAGAACAAGCCCUUUAAGAGUCCAAGAUUCCCAAGUACGACUCCUGUUGUGCCACGGCACCGGUUCAAACCCAGUGUUCCUGCAAAAUUUCCCAAGCAGGGAACUGACCAACUGAACAGCAAUUUCAAAGCUUUUGGAAAUAACAACAUCCCAGAUCUAAGAGACCCUUUGGGCAAGCGUCCAAGUUCAACAGUCCCUCAUUAUCCCAAUGGAAGAUUCCCUUUCUUUUUGAACCCGACGCUUUCUUUCCCGCAUUUGGGGGUUACUGCAAAGCCUCCCAUACCUACCUCUCCUGCCCCCGUGAUGAGAGAGAGAAACCUCAACCCAGGCCCCUACAAUAGGCUACAUUCUCAGAGCGUCAUCCACGUGGACUUCGGACCCCCUGCCCCUCCGUUAGCGCAGCCUCCCCGGACGGCGGCACCACCCUCCAGAGCCUUGCACCACAAGCCUGUGGUCCACUCCACCCAGAGCUCCCUGGCCUUUGUGCCAUCUGUCCAGCCCUCCAGAAACUUCCCUCAGAGCAGCUCAAAGCUCUUCUCUGCCGGAGGUGCCCCAGCCUCCAAGUUCUGGACGCUUGGGGAAAAGCCACAGAUCAUCAGCAAACUGCCUCAGACCGUGUCUGUCAUUGCAGAGACAGAUGCCGUGUUCCCAUGUGAGGCUACGGGGAAACCGAAGCCUCUCAUUACCUGGACGAAGGUUUCCACAGGUGCUCUUAUGACCCCCAACACCCGAGCAGAACGGUUCGAAGUUCUCAAGAAUGGCACCUUCGUCAUCCGAAACGUACACGUCCAGGACCAUGGCCGGUACAUGUGCGUGGCCAAAAACUUGCACGGCGUGGACAGGAUGGUGGUCUUGCUGUCUGUCACUGUGCGGCAGCCCCAAAUCCUGGCCUCCCACUACCAGGAUGUCACCGUCUACCUGGGGGACACGAUUUUGAUGGAGUGUCUGGCCCAGGGGACCCCAGCUCCCCAAAUAUCCUGGAUCUUCCCCGACAGGAGGGUGUGGCAGACCGUGUCCGCCGUGGAGGGCAGGGUCACGCUGCACGAAAACCGGACCCUGUCCAUCAAAGAGGCAUCCUUCGCAGACAGAGGCGUGUACAAGUGCGUGGCCAGCAACACCGCCGGGGCGGACAGCCUGGCCAUCCGCCUGCACGUGGCGGCGCUGCCCCCGGUCAUCCACCAGGAGAAGCUGGAGAACAUCUCGCUGCCCCCGGGGCUGAGCAUUCAUAUCCACUGCACCGCCAAGGCUGCACCCGUGCCCAGUGUGCGCUGGGUGACCGCAGACGGCACCCAGAUCCGCCCUUCGCAGUUCAUCAACGGGAACUUGUUCGUCUUCCCCAAUGGGACGCUGUACAUCCGGAAUCUGGCGCCCAAGGACAGCGGCCGCUACGAGUGUGUGGCCACCAACAUGGUGGGCUCCUCAAGGAGGACAGUGCAGCUGACCGUGAGGCGGGCGGCGGUCAACGCGCGCAUCACCGGCGCCUCCCCGCAGAGGACCAAUGUGCGGUACGGGGCCACCCUGAGGCUCGACUGCAGCGCCUCGGGGGACCCCUGGCCACGCAUCCUCUGGAGGCUACCGUCCAAGCAGAUGAUGGAUGCACUCUUCAGCUUUGAUACGAGGAUCAAGGUGUUUGCCAACGGGACCCUGGUGGUGAAAUCCGUCACAGACAAAGAUGCGGGGGACUACCUGUGUGUGGCCCGGAAUAAGGUCGGCGAUGACUUCGUCGUGCUCAAGGUGAACGUGGUCAUGAAACCGGCCAAGAUCGAACACAAAGAGGAGAAUGACCACAGGGUCUUCUACGGGGGUGACCUGAAAGUGGACUGCGUGGCCACCGGGCUUCCCAAUCCUGAAAUCUCCUGGAGUCUCCCAGAUGGCAGCCUGGUCAACUCUUUUAUGCAGUCGGACGAUGGCGGUGGACGCACUCAACGCUUUGUCGUUUUCAACAACGGGACCCUCUACUUCAAUGAGGUGGGCAUGCGGGAAGAAGGCGAUUACACCUGCUUUGCUGAAAAUCAGGUUGGCAAGGAUGAGAUGAGGGUGCGCGUCAAGGUGGUGACCGAGCCGGCUGCCAUCCGCAACAAGACGUACUCUGUGGUGCAGGUGCCCUAUGGCAACGUGGUCACCGUGGCGUGUGAGGCCAAAGGGGAGCCCACGCCCAGGGUGACCUGGUUUUCUCCCACCAACCGGCUCAUCCCCACCUCCUCCGAGAAGUACCAGAUAUAUCAGGACGGCACUCUGCUCAUCCAGAAAGCCCAGCGCUCAGACAGCGGUAACUACACUUGUGUGGUCAAGAACAGCGCUGGCGAGGACAGGAAGACGGUGUGGAUUCACGUCAAUGUGCAGCCACCCAGAAUCAACGGGAACCCCGACGCCAUCACCACCGUGCGGGAGAUAGCACCUAGGGGCAGUCGGAAGCUCAUCGACUGCCAAGCGGAAGGCAUCCCCACCCCGAGAGUCCUCUGGGCCUUUCCUGAGGGUGUGGUCCUGCCAGCCCCAUACUACGGGAACCGGAUCGUUAUCCAUCGCAACGGCACGCUGGACAUCAGGAGUCUAAGGAAGACCGACUCCAUCCAGCUGGCAUGCAUUGGGCGCAACGAAGGAGGGGAAGCCAGGCUGAUUGUCCAGCUCACGGUUUUGGAGCCAGUGGAGAAGCCUGUCUUCCACGACCCGGUCAGCGAGAAGAUCACCGCCAUGGCCGGACACACCAUCAGCCUCAACUGCUCGGCCGUGGGGACCCCCGUGCCCAGUCUGCUGUGGGUCCUUCCGAAUGGGACGGAGCUGCAGAGUGGCCACCAGCUGCACAGAUUCUACCAUAAGGCGGGAGGGACGUUGCACAUCAGCGGGCUCUCAUCCAUGGACGCUGGGGCUUACCGCUGUGUGGCCCGGAAUGCCGCGGGCCACUCGGAGAGGCUGGUGUCUCUGAAGGUGGGGCUGAAACCUGAAAUUCACAACCAAUACCACAACUUGGUGACCAUCAUCAAUGGCGAGACCCUCCAGCUGCACUGCAUCCCUCCAGGGGGACCGCAGGCACAUGUUUCCUGGACACUGCCCAGCGGCCUGAUUCUGGGGGGCCCACACACACACGGACGCUUUUCGCUUUGGGAAAAUGGCACCCUCACGGUGCGGGAUGCCUCGGUGUUUGACAGGGGGACCUACGUGUGCAAGGCGGACACCAAGUACGGCCCUUCCGUCGUGAAUUUCCCAGUUAUUGUGAUCGCUUACCCACCCCGGAUUACCAGUGAGCCCACGCCCGUCAUGUACACCCGGCUUGGGACCACCGUGAAGAUCAGCUGCAUGGCCACGGCGAUCCCCAAAGCUGAGAUAACGUGGGAGCUGCCGGACAAGUCGCAUCUGACUGCCGGGGCCCAGGCCCGUCUGUACGGAAACAGAUUCCUUCACCCCCAGGGAUCCUUAACCAUCCAGCAAGCCACGCAGAGAGAUGCAGGUUUCUACAAAUGCACCGCCAAAAACAUCCUUGGCAGUGACUCAAAGACCACUUACAUCCACAUCUACUGAACACCCCCCCCGAAGAACAUGGCCUCCUCCACAGUCAUGGCUCUGGAAAUGAGGACAAAGCUUCCUUUGUAGGGAAAGCAGGCCAUACAGAGAGUCCAUCCCCCAAAGGAUGUGUCACAGGGCACAGCGGUCCCCCAGUUGGGCUUCAAGUUCAAGUUGACUUGACCUAUGCUUGCUGGCCAAUAGAAGCCUUGCACACAUGGGAAGGAGGGUUCAGCCUCUUGGAGGACUUUCAGGCUUACGGGAUGCCAUGCACGCCUCCUGUCUGCCGUUUCACAGGACCUGUGCAAAAAGUGCAAUGUCUGUUUUGCAAGUACCAUCCAGGUGCUUUCGUGAGCAUGUAGGGAGACCUCAGGUUCGUCACUGGAAACACACCAGAGACGUUAAAGUGCCUUGCUACCCCAGUGACAAUGGCUCCCACAAUGACUCUGCUGCAGUUUUCAUAGAACAUUCUAGAAUGAAUACCCAUCUUUCCAGUUAUUUCUUGUCACUUCAAAACUCUCGCUUGCCCAGUAAGGGCUUAGAAUCAGAGGGAUUGAUUUUUUUCUUUUUUCUUGUCACGUACAAGUUUCAUACAUGACAGCUACCGUGUUCUAUGAUGGAAUUCUUUCCCCCUGGACCUUGCUUUUAAUAUAGUGAUUUUUAUAUGUAUAUUUUUUUUCUUUCUAAUCAGACGAUGAGACUAGAGAGAAAAAAAGAAAUACUUUGUGUCUCAUUAAAAGUAAUAAAUUAUUGGUCUUUACAAGACUGGGAUACAUUUGAGCUGGCAUGGAAAUGCAAUGAAAAGAUAUUCCGCCCUCCUUCGCUCGAAUUCAGCAACCACUCUUAGAAUGGCUUUCCCAGAAAUCCUACAGUGGGGGAGCCUGGGAUAUGGGAUUUCCUUCGUUGUGAAGUUUCUCUUAAGAGCUGUAGUGGGGGAGAAGGAGGAGAGAGCUCAACCUUGACCCCACAGAGGGAAUGCAGAGCCUCCCAAGAAAGCCCGGAGACCUGUUAUUUCCAUGACUGCCUUACUGUAUUGCUAAGGUCAAGAUAAUGUACAUUUGAUAAUAAAAUGAUAUUUUCCAAAUAA
Messenger RNA from Manis pentadactyla (Chinese pangolin), 9934 nucleotides. RefSeq names its product matrix-remodeling-associated protein 5. The transcript has 7 exons. NCBI's taxonomy places the organism in Eukaryota, Metazoa, Chordata, Mammalia, Pholidota, Manidae. The record is from RefSeq and is a predicted model, not a curated record. Gene Ontology annotation, molecular function: protein binding. Bases 424 to 8865 code for a protein of 2813 amino acids.